AUUUUUACCGCGGUGAUGCUCUUCGCGGUGGCCCGUCAGAUAGUUGAGCGGAGGGUUCAGCUGAGGUUCGAGAUUCCUCGCGCGGACAGCAGGUAUAAAGCCCCAUCAUCAGUGAGUGCGGACACAACGCUUCUGGAGCAUCUUUGGACACGCGCGAGGAACCACAGCUUCACCAUGAGUAACAGCCCAGAGAGGAUGUCCUCUUACCGCCGUCACUUCGAGGGUGGCCUGACCUCGUCUUCCACGCUUCAGGUCCGGGUCUGCAGCCCUUCGCCCCCCCGCGGAGCCGCGCGCCACCGCUCUGCCAGUUACACCCGCAGCGGCACUAUGGCACGCAGGGCGCUCUCCGGAUCCCGCAAAUCACGCAUGACCAGCAGUGUGAGUAUGGGAACGCUGUGUCUGGGCAGGGGUUUGGGGGUUGCUGGGGGUGCGCUGGAUCUGGACGCUGCAGCCGCUGAGAACCAGGCUUUCCUCAGCACACGCACCAGUGAGAGAAAGGAGAUGGUCGUCCUCAAUGACCGUCUGGCUGUAUAUAUCGAGAAGGUACGCUCUCUGGAGCAGAGCAACAAGCUGCUGGAGGCAGAAAUUGAGGGCAUCAAGAGCCACUACGUGAAGCCGUCCGGUCUGCGGCUGCUCUAUGAGGACCAGCUGAGGGAGCUGAGGAGGAUUGCUGACCAGAUGAAAGUCCAGCGGGACCUGGCAGUAGCAGCAAAGGAUGCCAUGGCAGGUCAGCUGGAAAUGCUGAAGGUGAAAUACGAGGAGGCUUUGGAGGCCAGGAAAAAGGCAGAGCUUGAAAUUGAAACCUUCAGACCGGAUGUGGACGCAGCCACAUCCGCCCGAAUUGCCUUGGAAAAACGACUGGAGAACCUGGAAGUGGAGCUUGAGUUCCUGCAGAGGAUUCACAAAAAGGAAAUCGAGGAGCUGAUGGCUCAGAUUUAUGGAUCUGUGGCUAAAGUAGAUGUGGCCUUCUCUUUGCCCGAUCUGGCAUCCGCCCUCAAACAGAUCCAGGCUCAAUAUGACAGUAUCGCUGCCCAAAACCUGCAGGAGAUGGACGCUUGGUAUAAAGCAAAGUUUCAAGAUCUUAACAAAGCUACAUCACGGCAUGUGGACACAGCGAGGAGCAUCAGAGAGGAACUCACAGCUUACAAGAGAGAGAUUCAGAAUAAACAGAGAGAACUGGACGCUCUUAAAAACAGGAAUGAAGCACUGCUGCUCCAGAUCCAGGAAGCACAGGAGAGACACAAGAAAGAGGAGGAGGAGCUACAGAUCCGUAUCGAGACUCUAAAGGAGGAACUGAAGUCUAUUAAGGGGAAGAUUGGGCUGCUGCUGAGAGAAUAUCAGGAACUGCUCAACCUUAAGAUGUCGCUGGAGAUUGAAAUCACCACAUACAGGAAGCUGAUAGAGGGAGAAGACAGUCGCUUGUCCAGUAUGGUGAGCGGUCUGUCUCUCAUGAGCGUGAGCUCUGGGGCGAUCAGUGGAGCGGUGAGCUCGGCCGCCUCAGAGAAGAUGCUCUCCAGCAGCACACUGGUCGACCACAACCAUCACGAGUCUGUGGGGGAGUACACUCACGAGCAGGCUGUGGAGAUGACGGAGAGGAAGACCGUCCUCAUUAGAACAGUUAAGACAGAUGAGGACACGUUUCAAAGGGACACACAAGAACGUACCAUCACUAUCUCUGGCGCCGCAGAGGAGAACGAUUGAAAUAGUCUCAUUCCAAACCUCCAUAUCCUAGUUUAUUCGUUUAGAGUUGUUGUUGCUCAGAUCUCACAUUCCGAUAUCAAAACUGGUUACAAAGCAAAUGUCAAAAAAGUCUCAUCCUUUGCUACCUACUUUGUGCUUUGACUAAACUGCUGUAACUGCGUCUAUAAGCGUUUAACCAUGUGUCAUCUGAUUCUUCAAAAUAAAGUUUGAUUGCAUAGCA
Cyprinus carpio (common carp) is the source of this 1921-nucleotide messenger RNA. RefSeq names its product desmin-like. The record is from RefSeq and is a predicted model, not a curated record. Gene Ontology annotation, cellular component: intermediate filament; sarcolemma; Z disc. Gene Ontology annotation, biological process: skeletal muscle organ development. Lineage: Eukaryota; Metazoa; Chordata; Actinopteri; Cypriniformes; Cyprinidae.